Molecule: messenger RNA, 456 nt
Organism: Guillardia theta CCMP2712
Lineage: Eukaryota; Cryptophyceae; Pyrenomonadales; Geminigeraceae
Exons: 7
Coding region: 1-456 (151 amino acids)
Molecular function (GO): protein binding
Source: RefSeq, a predicted model, not a curated record
AUGGACAUCAUGGAUUGGAUUGCUUCUCUCACCAACUGUUGCGGAGGGCCUAAGGCUGGAAGCCAUGAAAAUGAAGCAGGAGGGCAUCUAAUCAGCGGCCCGAAGCCAGGAGCAAAGAUCGGAGUCGGCAUCAUCUUCCUUGCGCGAGAGAAGAGCCAGCAGCUGAUAGUCGCUGGCGUCGCUCCAUCCAGCCCGGCUGAGCUCUGCAACGAGAUUGUUAUCGGUGAAGAGCUGGUGUCUGUCGACGGAGCAGACGUCAAGUGCAUGAGCCCUCUGACACUGCGCGACUACAUGCUGGGACCUGUUGGCUCUAAGGUUCAGCUUGGCUUCCGACGGCCCGACGGGGAUGCGCAUGAGCGAGUGCGUUACGUGACGUUACAGCGAAGCUGGAACAAUCACCUCGGACAGAAAGUUUUGAUCAGUGAGAUCGACGCGAUCUCGUCUCCUUCAACUUGA